This is a messenger RNA of Coregonus clupeaformis (lake whitefish), 592 nucleotides long. RefSeq lists its product as uncharacterized. Bases 92 to 514 code for a protein of 140 amino acids. Lineage: Eukaryota; Metazoa; Chordata; Actinopteri; Salmoniformes; Salmonidae. The transcript has 2 exons. The record is from RefSeq and is a predicted model, not a curated record.
GUUUGGUCCAUUGCUAGAUUACACAGCUGACCAUUGGCCAUACUUCCCUCCAAACCUCCUGCCCUCACCACCCCUGGAGCAAAACACAACCAUGACAGAGGAGAUCUUUGGUGAUCUCGCCCUGCUCAAGCCUGGUCAGUCCAUGGGAGAUGCCUGGAACACUUCAGACAUUAGAGCGGAAGAACCUUGUCGUCUUGAGGUUAUGAAGAACCAGACAGGCCUGUGGGGCAGCAGUGUGCAACGCCAGCCUCAGCAGACUUCACCAGGCAAUCACCUCAGCCACGCCCUGGGCCAGUAUCUGGACUCCACCACCAUACCGAUGACCUCUGACCUCCAGAAACUGGGCCUGACCUCUGAUUUCAUGAAGGUGCCUGAGGAGACGCUGUUUAUAGAGGUGUGGGACCUCGGGGAGGGCGCAGGGGACCAUCGCUAUAAGGCCAAGUGGGCAAUUACCGAGGAGCACGGCAUUGUGCUAGACCAGGGCACCUGGCUGCAGAAUGAUGACAACUGGUGAAACCACACAUGAAAGAUGUUGGUGAACAAUUAUCUUCACCUCACGAUUCAUAAGUGUGAAAACAUUAAAAUACUUUAU